Messenger RNA from Exaiptasia diaphana, 2435 nucleotides. RefSeq lists its product as uncharacterized. NCBI's taxonomy places the organism in Eukaryota, Metazoa, Cnidaria, Anthozoa, Actiniaria, Aiptasiidae. The transcript is spliced from 8 exons. The record is from RefSeq and is a predicted model, not a curated record. Bases 31 to 2226 code for a protein of 731 amino acids.
UUGAGUUUUCGUACCCUAAAGCAAGCUACAAUGAAGACGUUCCGAGUUUUGCUUCUUGCUUUGAUUUUUAGCGUCCAAGAAUCAGAAGAGUACAAGAUUAUAAUUACUAGACAGCCACGCGAUAAAUUCACAAUUCCUUCAUUUCUCUGUACUUCAAACUGGAGAGACAAAUGUAAAGAUAUGGGUGGAACGACUACACGAACAAAUCAUUGUACAUGUAAAUGCACGGAAGGAAGCAAGAAUGUAUUCGGGUAUUUUGAAAAGUCUUGGAAGUGCAUAAGUAACCAUGACCUGCGUCUUAACUUUUCAGGAUGUAUCUAUGAACAUUUUUAUGAAGAAAAUGACAAUUCUAGCUUGAAAGUGGUGUCACUGGACAAAGUACGAUUUGGUUCUUAUAAAUAUCUUGGAUAUCUUUCCAAAUAUUGCAGCCUUGAAAGUCAGAUUUCAUAUUUGAAUUGCCACGGCGAAUGGAAACAGUUCAAUGUAAACUCUAGUAUGGGCUUUUCUUUUCAAGGACAWAUGCAUAGCUUGUAUUAUCGCGAUAAGAAUUACUUUAAAAAGUAUUGGCCAAAAGUAAAUGGACGCAUAAUAAAUCUAAGCCUGAAAUGCUCUGCUAAUUACUCUGGAGAGAAACAAGGAGGACACUGUGUCCUGUUGAAAGUUAAAGGAAAGCAAAAUUGCAAAGACACAUUGCUAACUAUUUCAACUUCAACUACUACCAUAAAAUUGGCUCAAACAUCUCCAUCAGCCUCUUUCACAACUUCUUCCACAACCUCCUCCACAGCCUUUUCAGCAACCUCUUCUACAACUGCCACGAAGCUGGUUCAAACGUCUUCCACAACCUCUCAAACAACCUUAUCAUCGUCCUUCAACAAACAAACAACAUUGGGUCAAACAUCAGCCUUUUCAACAACCUCUUCAGCAACCUCUUCAACAACUGCCACGAAGCUGGUUCAAACGUCUUCCAUAACCUCUUCCACAACCUCUCAAACAGCCUCAUCAUCGUCCUUUAAUAAACAAAUCAUUACAAUGAAAUUAGGUGGAAUAUCUUCAAUAACUUCCUACAAAACCUCAAAGUCAUCCAAUGAACAAACAACCCCAACAGUCACAGCCGGUAAAAAAAUAACCACUGUAACGCUCAUGAAAACGUCUUCAUAUGAGUCAACUACUGCAUCAUAUWCCAUAAUUGAUAUUUCGUCACCGACUGGACGUGUUACUAAGAACACAAAAUCUCAAACGUCUGAUGGCGUCUAUACACGUUUUCAGCAKCCAAACUCACCUCAAGAAGAAGAAAGUGCUAAUACCAAUGACAGUAGUAGUGCUACAAUCAUUGGAGGAACUGUUGUUGGUGUUAUUGCACUAGUCGUCAUUAUACUGAUUGGUGUAAUAAUAAGAAAAAAGAGAUUUUCCCAAGCCAAGAGAGAGUCAACUGUAGCAGAAAAUCCUUCAUACGAUUACGCAAUACCAAUGAGUCCAGGACGACUGCAAUUUCCACACAAUGAGUAUUCGUACGCUUAUGCCGACAAUCAUCCAGUUGCCGUUAGAGAAAAAAACGGCAGCGAGUUAGGCUCAAGAGUUGUAAAUAUCCAUAAUGGAAACAUCGAAGGUUUCUCGGGUUCUCCACCGAACCACAGUGCACCCAUUUACGCCAAACCUAACAAGCCACCACGCAAGCGCAAUGUUKUCAGCCAAGGAACUCAACGGGCGACAAAGCAAGAGCCCGUUUAUGAUGUACUAGAAGACCCAAACUCGACUUUGAACACUUCACCAAACACGGAUGGGCCAACUUAUGAUACACUAGAGGAUCCAAAUUAUGCAAAACCUCUGAAAAACGCCUGUGACGUUCUAAGUCAAAAGCACGAAGGAACUAAGACGGAAGAUGKCCCUGUUUACGAAGGACACAAAGACCCAAACUCUAUUAGUGCUCCGAUACACAGCGUACUUGAAGGAUCCAAUUCCAAUGAGCAGCAGCAAGUAAAUGAUGCCCUUGAGUACAAUGACCCCCACAUAUAUGGUUCCCUUGACAGUCCAGACCCUCAUAUAUACGGUGCACUUUAUUAUCCCACGACAAACGUUUCUUCGGGGUAUAACAACGUGCUUUAUGGGAGUAUUAAUGAYACAAUAACGUUAGAUACACGUCAACUUGGUCAACUUGGUUUGGAGUCCUCUGAACAAGGCUUUUCAAAAAAUGUUAUGGCAAUGAAAAACAUGUCUGGAGUCAACUAGCCGCGCAACAGGACUGUGUGUUAGUUAGUUUUGUUUUCGAUGUCUCGGAUAUUAUCAAACCUACUAUAUGAGGUCAUUGGUCAUGUAGAUUUUGGGAUUUUUAGUGGAACAUACUUUUUUACAUUGCGCUUUAUAAUAUACUCUUUCCUUUUUAUUUGUAAUUGCCCUACAUAAAAUGUGAAUUAAAAUGAUGAUUUUGAAUCUGUUAA